Messenger RNA from Camponotus floridanus (Florida carpenter ant), 1379 nucleotides. Its product is annotated as protein quiver. The coding region runs from base 513 to 989 and encodes 158 amino acids. The record is from RefSeq and is a predicted model, not a curated record. The transcript is spliced from 5 exons. Lineage: Eukaryota; Metazoa; Arthropoda; Insecta; Hymenoptera; Formicidae. Gene Ontology annotation, biological process: regulation of synaptic transmission, cholinergic; sleep; positive regulation of voltage-gated potassium channel activity.
UCCGCGCUUUAAUCGGUGCGUCGACUCGCGCGCUUGUCAGUUCCUUGAAAGCAUCUGUGUACUCCGCUUUUACGGCAUAAUCGCGGCCACGUAGUCACACUAUGGCAUCUCACGAAACUGUAUCGUGUUGCAUUGUGUCCUCGUUAGACUUAUUUCGCCGUCGCCAUGCAUCGGUGAUGUCGACUCGUCGAUAGACGUGCUGUGGUGUCUGAGCUUGAAGAGAGUGCAUAGAAAGGUGCCAGAUAUCGUUCAAAGUCGACAAUCGAAGAUCAAGACAAUCGCGAGGAAUGACAGUAACCAGAAAACGGAAAUAGACUUUGUGUUAGGCAUCUUCUACAGAAAGGAUAGCAUUGUCUGCUACGAGAAAAUUGAAGCUUUUGGAUACAGUGGUGCAAAGAAGAAGAACAAAUUUGUCUGAAAUAUACGGCCGAAUCAGUUCGCGCUGGUCGAGCGUUAUUCCAUGCUUGAGAAAAUUUCAAUAUGACACAAAACUAAGGACAUCCGUCGUUAGGAUGUGGACAUAUCACUUGAUAGUGGCGGCAAUUUUACUCGCGGUUGCCAACGUCUGUCAUGCGGAGUGCCAGACUCGCUCCAUUUACUGUUAUGAGUGUGACUCAUGGACGGAUCUCAGAUGCAAGGAUCCUUUCAACUACACUGCAUUACCCAGGGACCAACCACCUUUGAUGACCUGUAACGGAUGCUGCGUGAAAAUGGUCCGCAACGCAAAAUCACCGUAUGAGAGCGUGAGGAGAACCUGCACCUCGCAACUACAAAUAAACUUAUUCAUGGUGGACCACGUGUGCAUGAUGGAAAGUACCGGCACUGGUCACAUGUGCUUCUGUGAGGAGGAUAUGUGCAAUCGUGUACCCCCGACCUCGCGCUCGAAUCCCGUACUCCUGCUGAUCCUGUCGACCAUCCUUGUUCUACGCUCGGCCGUCUUAGGAGCCUCAGCUUGCUUUGUAGAACGUUGCAAUGAUCACGUCGUAUAACACUAAUUAAUUCGAUCCACCCAUCGCAGUGGCGUCCAAUCAUAUCCUUCGUAGAGAUUCUAGCGAGUCGACAACACGACCACUCGUCGGAACGAACGAUCGAGCUGGCUUCGAUCCUAAAGGCUAGACCCUUUGAGAUGUAAAAGAAAGAAAUAGCCGAAAGAAAGUAAAAGUGGCGGUCGAUUGAUGUAACUAUCAUUGGUUUUAUGACUCUUUCAAAUUCAUAUCAUCGAUCCAGCCACACAAUCGCGUGUAGAAAUAUAAAAUAUAUUUCUAUAAUACAAAAAUUUUAUCAAAGUUACAUAUCUUACAAUAAAUAGGUCAAUAACAGAAAAUGAGAUGAACUCGAAACAUAUUGAACGUUGCAAAGAAAUAUAUAUACAUUUAUAA